Molecule: messenger RNA, 5124 nt
Organism: Uranotaenia lowii
Lineage: Eukaryota; Metazoa; Arthropoda; Insecta; Diptera; Culicidae
Product: nuclear receptor coactivator 6
Exons: 9
Coding region: 633-4391 (1252 amino acids)
Biological process (GO): mRNA 3'-end processing
Cellular component (GO): RNA polymerase II, holoenzyme
Molecular function (GO): RNA polymerase II complex binding
Source: RefSeq, a predicted model, not a curated record
UUCAAACACGGUGCGUUUGUAGCCGUCGGAGAAAAUUUUUCAAUUUUUUCGGAAAUUCUUGCUAAUUCUAGAGCCAGAAAGUGCGGAUUACUUGCUACCGAGUGAAAAGGUUCGCGCAAAGUGUACUGGGCAGGAAAUAAGUGCGGAAAGUUGCUGAAAUUCGAGUGAUUUUGGAAUGUUUUUGCAGCUCCUUCCCACGGAGUUGUGUUUGUUUUCAUUUUUCAAGGAAGAGUAAAAAGUGCGUUUCUUGGAUGGUUGCCGCAUUUGUUUGCAGCUUUUAGUUGAUUUUAUUAUAAUUUCCGGUACCGGAGGUCACGAAACUAUUGUGCGAAAUAGUGGAACCGGAUUCCCAGCUGAUUGCGCUAGCAAAUUCGUAUCCGGUUGCUGACCGAGGCAGGAAGUUGACAAUUUGUGCAAUUUUUCCCGCUCCCAGAGUUUCUUCUUUUUCCGUGGCGGUGGCCUUGAAGAAAGGUUUAUAUGCUAGCGUCAAACAAUUCGAUCGUGAUCCAGGGAGUGAUGUGACCGGAAGGGGUUUCGUUUUCGGAUGCGAGGGACGAUGAGUGUGAUUUUAUUGAACCACUAAAAGGAGGAUUAACUGUUCAACUAGCUACAAGUAAAGGAAGGCAAAUAAUAUGUCCAAGACCAAGACAAUUCCGGCGGUGAAGGGCGCAGCCAGACCCUCCGGAGGUUUAACCCAGAUUGUGGGUGAGUUCGAUGUGCCGGGUUUCGAGACGAAGCUUCGGGACCUGAAAGACACCCAGGAUGGGAUCCAGCAGAUGUCGGCCUGGUGUUUGCAGCGAAGAGCGCACCACAAGAAGAUCGUCACCAGUUGGUUGAAUGUGCUGAAGCAAGUGAAAGUAGAACAUCGGCUGACGCUGUUCUACCUGGCCAACGAUGUGAUCCAGUACAGCAAGCGAAAAAACUACGAAUUCGUAGACAGUUGGGGGACGUACCUGCAGAAGGCCACCACCAUGGUUCGCGAUGAGAAAGUCAAAAACAAGAUUCUUCGGAUUUUCAAAAUCUGGGAACAGCGUGAAAUCUACAACGACGAAUUCUUGGCUGACUUGAAUGGUUUACUGAGCGCCACGACAGCUGCUGCGGCUGCCAAGAAGAACGAUUCCUCCGUUUCAGCUUCCACCAAAAGCAUUAGUGAUCGGGCUGGUUCAAGCUCACCCUCGUUGAAGGCGACAUUGGGAGCCCAGAUGCCCACCGGUCCAACAAAGUUGGCGGAAAUCAAACAGGCCACUGCUGUGCUGGACGUGGAAGACUUCCAGACUGGGUCACUCGUCAGCAGCAUCAAGGAAUGUGUGAAAAACGAGAACGAUACCGAUACCACGUUUAAGAGUUUGAAUAAAACUCCGUUGAUUGACGUGGAGCUUGUUAGGAGUUCCAUCAAGGGAAAAGAACGGAAAAAAGUCGAAGAGGUUGAACGGGAAAUUGAGGAAAAUUUUGUCCACUACCAAAGCUACGUGCAUAGUCUGAAAACGGAGAUCAAAUCUCGUAAACUGCUGCUAACGCUACUGGAACAAGCUGAAACGUUCUACCACAGUCAACGGGGGGAGGUUAAAGUCGUGGCCAAUGCUUAUCGAAAUUUCGGUAACAGAUUAAAAAACAUGAAGAAAAAACUGGAUGAACUGACGACAACAUUGCCCAGUCCGAUUCCAUCGCCUGAUAUCAAUGCACCUUCGCCCGAGCCUGAAGACUUAGAUCUGCAGCUACCGGAUGAUCAGGGAUUCUUCAAUGUUAACGGAAUGAUGUCUGGUUAUAUGGAUGGCAAUCUACCUUUCGAUAUAAGCGAUUUCCGAAGGGACUCUCCGACGUCCAGUGCUGUGCAAUCGAUACAAGUGAUAGGCUCCCGGAAGGAGGAAACCGAAGGUGUUGAUACGUUCCUGAAAUCAUUUUUUCGCGAUGCUCCCGAAAGCCAGCAUUUUCCAUCAAUCGGGGCCCCACAGCGAAACAGCAGUGGCUCUCAGGCUUACGUUCCAUCGCAAAGUAGCAGUUCAUCGCUUGAUGAUUACAGCAAUGGUACCGGUGUAGGUGUGACGGCUGCUGCCAAUGGCCCAGAUUACUUGGCUCCGCUGAAUAGCUACGGAGUUUCGUCGAUGAAUGUGGGAUCCUCCGAAUAUGGGAUUCCAACCCUGAACAACAGUCGAGCUAAUAAUCAUCAUUCGAGGGGCUACAGCGGAGGUCCCCCGGCACCGGUUCCACCUGCAGGAGGAGGUUCCCAGUACGGUCAACCAAUGCUCUCGGACUAUUCGGCGGGGCGAGCUCAACCACCGGGUGGCAGCCGAGGUCCACCACUGUUGCCUCCGCCUGGUCCUCCGGUCAACCUCGAUAGAUCUGAUGAGUACAAUUCCACGUGGGAUAUGUCGAUGUCCUGGGAUGGACCGCAUGACACCACCGGUUUUCAAAGUCUCGACACACCGGUUUCUCCUCCUCACUACGAACGGAAAGGCGCCAAUUCGAACAUGAUCGAGUACAUCGAUGGUAGCGUCGUAAACGAAGAUGGUCCUUUGCAGGACGUGGACCACAGGCAACUGCCGGGGGGAAUGAUUUCGUUGCCGUCGGCCUUCAUGAAGGACAAAGGUCGGCUAAUGGAUGUGGAUCAUCGAAAUCUGAUUUCCCUCACUGGUUCUCCUGGUCCUCUGCUGGCAGCAAUGAAAUCCUCCGAUGAACAGGGUUUGGAAGAUGUGGACGCCGAUGAAGAUGAUGAGGAUUCCGAGAUUCUGCUGACCGGUCAGAAGAAAAGCAAAAGUGAUAGUCCUAUGGGAGGUCCGAGCUCAUAUUGGAUUACCAACAGCAGUGGAGAUGUAGAUCUGAGGCAUUCCAAUCUCAGUGUGGUCGCUCCAAUGCCUGUUCCUGCCCCGAAAACUGGUUCCACGACCAGUAGCAGCAGCAAUAGCAUAACGGUUGUUCCCAUCAACAGCUCAACAACGGAACAAUCGGAAUCCAAAGAUCUUGAUAUGCGAAUUCAGUCAAUGCAAAAAACAUUCGACUCACACUUCGGAGGAGAGACGAGUGAGUCUGAAAAAGCCAGCGAUGGAGAAACAGCCAAAAGCCUACAGUCAUUGCAGCUUCCCUCAUCGUUGCUGGAAAUUGAUGAUUUUCUGCAAAAUUUUGAACGAGAGAAUUUCGAGAGGGAAAACUUCGACCUUAGCAAACCGCCUACGCUCUUAAUGAGCAACCAAUCGGAGGUGUCGCUUUCCCCUCCACCGUCUUUGCCAGAAGCCAAUGCAUCCACACCGAUGCGGUCGAAACCGUCGGCGGAAGAAGAAACUCUAGAAAAGAAACCAACCGACAACAAUGAAAGUGUAGAUAUGGAGUUGUCCGACGAAGACGGUGGUAUCCUCCCCGAGCUGCCGGAUGCUGCAUUGUCCGCGAUAGGUAAGCCAAGUGCGUCUCCGUCUACUACUAAUAGCUCGUUGUCCUCGUCGACGGCAGCGGAAAUGGUGGUGGCAAAUACUAAAAAACUUCAUUCAUUAGCACCUAGCAACAGCCCUACUAUGCAAGGGCACCAAAAAAUUGGUGUCCACACUAGUUGUUUAGAUCGUCAGAAUACGAAUGAUUCUCUUUCAGCGGGUGGCCCAGCAGAAUUGAUCGAAGAGCAAGAUUCAACCGAGCCUUACGAACCAUUCGAGGGGGAAGAAAUCGACGAUGAGCCAAUUCGAACAAACCUGCAUUCGGAAGUUCCAGAAGUGAUGCAGCGAGCUAUUUCACCUCUGCGGCCCCCUCUUCUUCCGGAUCCGGAUUUUGCUCCGUUCUUGUUUCCUCCGCAACCACCACAGCAUCAACAGCAACAGCAACAACAGUCACAACAAAUGUCACCCAUGCAACAGCAACAACAGAAACCUUGGGAAAUGCCACCACAUCAGCCGCCAAACAACAACUUUUCAGGUUUAACAAACCUGAUGGAUCUCGCCCCCUUUGGAGAGUUCCCAAAUGUUGCCCCAGGGAUGAACAAUUUCAAUCACCAAGGCACACCGACGGCAAUCCCUCCGCCGAUGCCACCCAUCUGGAAUGGGCCACAGCAGCAGCAACAACAGCAACAUCACCACCAGUUUGGGUCCCCGAAUCGGGCGCCCUUCGGUGGCGGCGGAAUGCCUCAAGGUGGUCCGCCAUUUAAUAACAACUUUCGACAACAGAACAACUCUUGGGGGCCAAAUCGUGGUGGCAUGGGCGGUGGUGGUCCACGGCAUGGUUCGCCUGGAGCGCCAUAUUUCCGUGGAGGCCGCGGUGGAGGUCGCGGUAAUUUCCGUGGCGGAAACAACAAAUUUCGAGGAGGCGGCGGUGGUGACAACUAUCACAAUAACAAUAGGGGAGCCCAAUGGUUAGACAAGUUCUUAGCAAGUGGAGGAAACGUUCUUGACCUGAUCAAUAGAUGUUCCGAUUGAUGGGAGUCGUGGAGAGAUCAGUACUACCCGGAAAUGCUCGGUGGAGCAAAGACGAGCUGUUGAAGUAAUAGUGAAGCAUACGAACGAGUGAACUUAUUUAGUUGUAUUCUUUUGAUCUGAGGAAUGUAUUGCAAAACUCACAAAACAAUAACAUUGAAGGUAAUGUUUGUCUAGUUAAGAAACGUCUUCUGCAAAUAAAAAAGAAACAGAAAGCGACGUGUGUAAAUAGAAACUGAACUCUUAAACCCUUGUCGCUGGACUAUCCUUAGAGUUGUUUCAGACCAACAACACAAAAUCAUGUAUUUUAACGAUAACUACAUGACGCCCUAGUUCAUAGUUCACCUCAAAAGAUGUAAGAAAUUAGAUUUUCACAAACGAGAUAUGAUGCUAUCUCUUGGAGCAGUAAAACUAACCGAGUGUAGAUUAUGUCCAGUUAACUGUAGGUCACACUAUCAUAAAAAAAUGAUAAAACAAAAUAGAAACAAUUUUGAAAUUAUAAACAAAAUUGAGUUGAAACACUAGAAGUAGAAUGAAAUAAAUUUCCCGACAGGUUAAAUAUUCCCCAUUGUUGCAGGUACCCAAGCUUUGUUUCGAAGAGUAUUGUUCUUCGCAGUAGUCUCUUAAGCAAUCACUUUCAGUUUAUUCUUCUUAGCUGUAAUAAGGCCAAUUGCCUGGUGUAAAUUCUACAAUAAUACUUGAUUUAUUUUUGUGAAAUAAACUAGCUGUGCUUCAA